Cuscuta epithymum is the source of this 923-nucleotide messenger RNA. Lineage: Eukaryota; Viridiplantae; Streptophyta; Magnoliopsida; Solanales; Convolvulaceae. The record is from the annotation of a GenBank genome assembly.
GGACCAAAACCUUGCAAAGUAAAGUAGUCCGAAUUCCAAAGUAGAACAAUUUAAAAUGGGAUAAGGAACAAACAUUCCCAACAAGUCAAUGAAUGUUGUAGGGAGAAUUGUUCGUAGAGUUUCAUUAUCGAAUGCCCGUAUAAAUAAGGAUAGAGUAAAAUUUAUAAAGGCAUCAAUUUUCUCUUGGUUGGGAGCCAGAAAGAAGAAAACAAUAAAGCGGUUACUCUGCGCUAUGGCUUCGAAACGGAUCCUGAAGGAGCUCAAGGAUCUGCAGAAAGAUCCUCCUUCCUCCUGCAGCGCUGGACCCGUUGGUGAAGACAUGUUUCAUUGGCAAGCCACCAUAAUGGGUCCCCCAGACAGUCCUUAUGCAGGGGGUGUUUUUCUGGUUACUAUUCAUUUCCCUCCUGAUUAUCCCUUCAAACCCCCGAAGGUGGCUUUUAGGACAAAAGUUUUUCAUCCUAAUAUCAAUAGCAAUGGUAGCAUCUGCCUUGAUAUCCUGAAAGAGCAGUGGAGCCCUGCCUUGACAAUCUCCAAGGUGUUGCUCUCAAUAUGUUCACUUUUAACUGAUCCAAACCCUGAUGAUCCCUUGGUCCCGGAGAUCGCUCAUAUGUACAAGACAGACAGGAGCAAGUAUGAAACAACUGCCAGGAGCUGGACCCAGAAGUAUGCAAUGGGUUAACUUGACUAUUGCCUGCUUGCAUUUGUGCUGAAAUUUGUCCUGUCAACCAUUGCAAUGGACGACUGUAGAAAUAUUAUUACCCUUCAAAUGAAAAUGUUGCAUUAAACUUCUUUUGUUAAUACUAUUUUAUUGGUGGAAAACUGAAAAUGUUUGUUUAUGUGGAGUAAUUAUUAUUGACUCUUUAUGGGUCUGUUUGCAACAGCUUCUGCUUUUAAAAAAGUGCUUUUUUUAAUGAAAUGGGGAG